AUGGCGAUCUACCAGAUGGGGCCAUUCGCUAUGGACGAGUCAUUCAUUUAUACGUUCUUUCCACUUCUUGCGGCUGUCCUGUUGCUCAUAUAUAUCAAGAGUAAGGAGGCGAAUGAAGCAGCUAAGGUCCAGGAAGCUCCAUCGACAUAUAGUCUUUGGGAUCCCGACCGCAAAACGACCCAGGCAACUACACCUAGCUUCCUUCAAGAACCUAUCACUCCUCUAGACGUCGAUAUCCUCUCUACGCCACCACACCCAUUUCGACCCUAUAAACCAAUUUAUCACAUGACAAUGGGGCUUGAGAAGUGCGCUCCGAAUGAUCUUUUCCUUAUUGAUUCAUCGUACCCGUCUCGAAUCGCCCUGCGCAAACAAAUUGUUAACGCUUUUCCUCAUACGUCUCUUGGAGCGUCCGAACGCUGUAGUCCCGCGAUAAAAGAGUUGUAUUCAUACAUUCUACCUCAACAUCUUCCGUCUCGGUUUCCGGGGUUAUUUACGACUAGCACCUUUAACGGAGAAUUCAAGAACCAUGUAUCUGGAGAUUCGUACCCUCUUCUACCUCCUCAAAAUUCGAUAGAGGCACUGAAGAUCUUAGCGACUACAGUAGAAGAGGAUAUAUUGAUCUUACAGAAGGAAAGUGGAAAGGAGACCUAUAGUCUUCAAGGGUUCAUAGCGUGUUUUCCAAAUGGGUUCGAUUCAAGCAAGAAGAUGGGGAUGGAACUUAGGGAGAUUCAUGGGCCGGUUCCUAUGUUUAAAGAGAAACUUGCGAAUAGUAUGGAUCGGUUUUUUGGGAGGUUGGAGGUUGGAAGAUGGUGGACGAUAUCGACGCAUGAAAAGUUAUUCUUGCCAACUGGGAAUCACCAUUAUGAAGGAGAAGAUUUGCCAGAGGAACUGGAGUCCGUGGAUCUUGAGAAAACGUACCUGAGAGUUGAGAGACAGGUUUUGUUGAGGCUACCAGUUUCGAGGGAUAUUGUGUUCUUUGUAAGGACUUAUAUGACUCCACUUGCGAGGAUUAAGGCGGAAGGACAGGGUGAGGCUUUGGCAACUGCUAUUGAUGGUUUUCCGGAACGGUUGGGGGUCUAUAAGCGGAGAAUUGUGUGGGGGAGGGCGGUGCAAGAGGCCCUGCGGGCGUAG
Molecule: messenger RNA, 1131 nt
Organism: Orbilia oligospora ATCC 24927
Lineage: Eukaryota; Fungi; Ascomycota; Orbiliomycetes; Orbiliales; Orbiliaceae
Exons: 3
Coding region: 1-1131 (376 amino acids)
Source: RefSeq, a predicted model, not a curated record